AUGGUGGCAAUCUUUCGCCAAUAUUUUCCAAGAUCGUCGACAUUACUUACAGAAAUUAAUUUGUUUUCUAGAUUUCUGAAGUCGUCGAUGAUCACAAUAGCGACAGUACAGCAGACGUCUGACUAUGGCGACAUCCACGGUCACAUUGUGUACUUUAAUACUAAUAAAACUUUAAAAAACGUUAACAUAAUGAAGAAAUACGAGUUUUCUAAACAUUCCUACAAUAAAUUAAAGCAGUUUUUAGAAGUAGUGGAAAAUAAUGUGACUGAUACGCAAAACUCUAUUGAAACUAAUAAAAUUUUAAAACAAAUGUUUCCUGAGAAUGUGGAACUGCUUAAAGCAUUAAAACAACAUCGUUGUACACGUAACGACGUUAUUGAAAUUCAAGAUGAUUCAGAAGAUUCGAAUAUUCAGAAUACAUCCUUAACGGAAGCAGACGAUGUUGCAAAUACUGGCAACCCAACAUACACCAAACACAACAAUUCUAGUUCUAGUAAUUCAAAUCAUCAAGCAUUAUUAGAAAAUGUUGUGUUUUCUCUGAAGGAAAUGCUUGAUUUAAAAGUUGAUAACACUACAACUGACAUGAUUACAAUUUUAACGCAGCAUGAGCAAAAUUUAGAUUAUAUAUUUCAUCAUUUGAAGAAUCAUUCAAAUGUAUUUAACCUGGGCAAAUCUAUUGCUAAUUUUAGUAAUAUAUCUUUAAUUCAAGGAUAUUGUGAUAUUAUUUUGCGUUAUCAUAUACUAAGUGGAACUGAUGGUGUGGAAUUGAUUUUACAAGAUUUUAUUGAGAAACAUCCGCAAAUUUCAUGUGAUUCUCUUGUUAAAUGUCUAUUGAUGAUAUCUGAUGAAGAUAAAGUUACAAGAGAGUUUACGGAUGCAUUAUUAUUGCUAUCUGAUGAGAAUAAAAUCAAUAUUCUGAGGAAUUUUGUCACCCAGUGUUCUCAACUAAAUCUUACAAAAUUGAAGAUAGUUAAUAAUUUCUUGCAUAACAAAAUGGAUUUAUUGGUAACUAAAAAUCUCUUGGAUAUAUUAUCAAAAAACGCUGUGACUUUAUGUGCUGAUAGAAAUUACGCACUUUUAUUAGAGAAUUUAAUGCUUAAAAGCAGCUCGAAUUUAUUCCCACUCAAAGAACACAUGAAAAAUGUUUUGAAUUUAGUUCCAGGUAUUUUAAAACUUAAACUAUUAAAAAAGCUAAGUACUUUGGAACAAAAAGGAUCUGAACAUAGUUUUUCACAAACCAUGCACUUUUAAACAUCAAUCAAAAUAAAAUAUUCUAUGAAAAAUCCAAUUUUAAACACUUGUUUAUUACUUCGCAUAGCCUGCCAAGUUUACAAACAUUUCAAAUAACAAAUAACCUCAAAUUACAAUCAACACUCGUCAAGACGACAGAACUGUAUUUUUAUAAGCUAACAAUUCAAAAAGAAGAAGUUAUUUACUGAAGAUGAAACGCAAUUCAGUGAUUUACACUUGCAUUGUCCCAAAUUGCACGUCAACUUAUAAAUUAAACAGUAAAGAUCGACAUUUCUUCAGACUGCCAAAGAAUGAACCCUACAGAUCUCAGUGGAUUGAAGAACUAUCAUUGCUUGUGCCCCAUAACAGCGUCCGUGUUUGCGACUUACACUUCGAAACCAAGUUUUUCACAAGUACUUUACGACAGAGACUUAUUAAAUACGCCAUACCGACAAUUUUACAACCAGAUCCAAAUCAUCCACUUGAUUAUACUGAUGACAAUGAUUUGAAAUCCAGUGACGAUUUGGAAACAAUGACUAAUAAUGAACUUGUUUUACAAUUAAUUGAUAGCAAUGACAACUUCUUUCAAGGUGAUACUAAUGAAGCUGUUGAACAGGAGCAGGGUGAUAAUGUUGAGUAUAUUGAAGACAGACUGUCUGAGCCUGACAUACCGCAAGAAAUAGAGAUUAAUCAAGUUCAUGAACAUAAUAAUAUUGCAUUUGACAUGGACAUUGGUGAAAGUAUUGUGAUUAUUACUGAAUCUGAUGAGGAAAGUCAAGAUCCUCUAGUGGAAGAUAAUAAUCCAGUUAUAAUAAAUAACCAUAGAGAAAGUCAUUAUAUUGAUGAUGAAAAUGUUGUUAAUAUAUGUCAGAAACGCCAUAAACGUUUUAAAAACAUAAAAAGUGUGGUGAGAUGGCAAAAAAUCACAUGUUAAGAAUGUCUAAAGAAAUCAAUGUUUUGAAAUAUACUGUAGGUCGCUUAAGGAAAAGUUUACGAAAAAUGAAAAUGCUUGUUAAGAGGAGAAAUAAUAAAUAAUAGUUGCAAUAAUAA
Messenger RNA from Dalotia coriaria, 2280 nucleotides. RefSeq lists its product as uncharacterized. The record is from RefSeq and is a predicted model, not a curated record. Lineage: Eukaryota; Metazoa; Arthropoda; Insecta; Coleoptera; Staphylinidae. The transcript is spliced from 4 exons. The coding region runs from base 1 to 1251 and encodes 416 amino acids.